Molecule: messenger RNA, 1431 nt
Organism: Cryptococcus wingfieldii CBS 7118
Lineage: Eukaryota; Fungi; Basidiomycota; Tremellomycetes; Tremellales; Cryptococcaceae
Product: solute carrier family 29 (equilibrative nucleoside transporter), member 1/2/3
Exons: 5
Coding region: 1-1431 (476 amino acids)
Biological process (GO): nucleoside transmembrane transport
Cellular component (GO): fungal-type vacuole membrane; plasma membrane
Molecular function (GO): nicotinamide riboside transmembrane transporter activity; nucleobase transmembrane transporter activity
Source: RefSeq, a predicted model, not a curated record
AUGCUCAACGCCAUCCGCUCACUACUCACACCCGCGGCCUCCCAGCGCCCAGAUCCAUCAGAGUACCAGCCUGUGAUAUCUGGCAACCCCGAAGAACCCAUCGACGGCGAAGAGCUCGAUGACGCUGUUGGCUCCGGUGCGACUAGGGAAGUGGGCGAGUACGAGAGGGUCAAGGUGUAUCUCUGCUUCUGGGUGCUCGGGGCUGGUGUACUCAUCAGCUGGAAUGCUCUGAUAUGCACGUUCCCUCUGCUGAUAUCGUACCUCCCGGCCGACUCUGCCAUGCGAGGCAGUCUAUCGAGUAUACUGUCCACGGUGUACUGCUUUGGAAACCUCUUCUUCUUGGGUCUGGCCCAGCGUCAUGUCAGCACAGCAUCACCGGCGAAACGUCUUCACUCUUCCCUUCUCCUACUCCUCGUAUCGGCAUUGGUCCUCACAUACCCGCUACUACCGAGCCUUCUCCCCCACUUCUCCCCAGCACUCCUCCUUACCUCGCUCAUCAUUAUCUCCCUCGUCCUCUCCCUCGCGACUGCAUACCUCCAAUCAUCCGUCUUUGCCCUCUCGUCUCUGUGGGGCAGCGAACAGACGCUGGGCGUCAUGUCAGGGCAAGGAGGGAUAGCUGUGCUGGUAUCUGGAAUCCAGUUCGUAUUGGCUUUCGUGGGUGCUAUCGGCAAGAAGGAGAAUGGCGUGCCGGGCGGUGAAGAAGCGAGCAAGCUGGCCGGUGUAGGGCUCUGGGCUGCUUGUACCCUGGGCGCCCUUGCUUGCUUUGUAGCGAGCAACUACCUACAGAAGCAGCCGAAAUACACUUCUGUGAUUUCUGGCAAAGCUUCUCGUGCUAGCGGAGAGGACGAGCAUACGAAAGUGAAGGGCUCGACUAUGAAGAUUCUCAGUCAGAACUGGGAGGUGAAUGUUGCCGUGGCCUGGGUCUUUAUCGUCACUCUGUCUGUGUUCCCUCCCAUCACAACGCGCAUCUUAUCGACCCAUGUCCCAACCCCGCGUCUGCUCCAACCAGACGUAUUCAUCCCUCUGCAUUUCGUCCUCUUCAACAUCGGCGACUAUAUCGGCCGAACAUACCUCCCCGCCAUUCCCUCUCUGCUCUUGACUUCUCCGAAGCGUAUUCUCACUCUAUCGCUGGGUAGGACACUAUUCAUCCCGGUCUUCUUCGCUUGCAAUGUCACUCCGAGGAGCAUCGGUAACACGCCCUUUAUCAACUCUGACUUUCUCUACCUCGCCAUCAUUCUGGCAUUUGCCAUCACCAACGGCUACAUGAGCUCAUUAUGCAUGAUCGUCGCCUCCUCCCCGUCUUUGAAUCCGCGUAUCAAGGAUGAGGAGCGCGAUUUGGCUGCGAGCUUGGCGAGUUUCUGUUUGGUAGCGGGUUUGGCGGGCGGAAGUAUGGCUAGCUUUGGCGUUAGCUGGGCUGUGGGUGGGCAGUAG